This is a messenger RNA of Sparassis crispa, 615 nucleotides long. RefSeq names its product Protein OPI10 homolog. Gene Ontology annotation, biological process: protein import into nucleus. Lineage: Eukaryota; Fungi; Basidiomycota; Agaricomycetes; Polyporales; Sparassidaceae. The coding region runs from base 1 to 615 and encodes 204 amino acids. Gene Ontology annotation, molecular function: nuclear import signal receptor activity. The record is from RefSeq and is a predicted model, not a curated record. Gene Ontology annotation, cellular component: nucleus; cytosol. The transcript has 3 exons.
AUGUUCGGCUGCUUGGUCGCUGGCCGCCUUCUCCAAACAAAUCUUCAACAGGUCGAUGACACGCAUGCAAUUUUUGAGCUACCAGCCGCCAGCACCAUCAACCACAUUUGCGUGUUCCUCCUUGGAAAUGUGCCCUUUCCUGAAGGCUAUGGAGCGACAGUACACUUCCAUUGGCCAGGGAGAGGGUUCCAGCUUCUGGGAAUGUUGUCCAACGACAAACCAUCGGCCAUCUUCCGUCUGCGGGGCACCUUCUCCGCAUCCUCGUCCCUAGCGCACGACGCCUUCACAGGGCGGCCACUAGCCGACAACGCAUCCGCAGAUGUCACAGCCAUCCUCGGGAUCGCAAUCGAGCCACUCUCCGUCAUCAUGCAGGAGGUCGCCAACCUCCCCUCGGCACUCGCAAGGCCCGCGCAGUCACCAGACUCGACGUUCCUCGCGGAGCGGAUCGUGAAGCACCUCUUCAACUACAUCGCGAGCUUCGUCGCGGGCUCGGGCGGGAGCGCGGCACUCGCCCCGGAGAGCAUGGUGCCCUUGGCCGUCAUCGCGCGGUGGUAUGAGUCUUUCGUGAACAAGGUCCGGAAUACGGGAAUAGGGUUUUUAGAGAGGGGAGAGUGA